Messenger RNA from Diabrotica virgifera virgifera (western corn rootworm), 20216 nucleotides. RefSeq names its product serine-rich adhesin for platelets-like. The transcript has 15 exons. Lineage: Eukaryota; Metazoa; Arthropoda; Insecta; Coleoptera; Chrysomelidae. The record is from RefSeq and is a predicted model, not a curated record. Bases 479 to 20158 code for a protein of 6559 amino acids.
AAAAAAGGGAAGUACCCAUAUACUUUGACCAAAUACCUUUGACAGAAAAUGUUGCUUUUGCUGAAACUGAGGUACCACAAAUAUCGAACGUAUGGAAUGAAAUGGAGUUGAUGGAAAAGAAUCGUGAACCAAAACAUGUUAUAAUAAGGGAAAAGAGGCAUCCACGAUCAUUAAGACAAUUAAAGAGGAAAAAGAAAUAUAGGGAAUUUCAGCAAUCCAAUCCUCAUGGACGUUUUUUAGGCCAAAGUUUGCAAAAUUCUACGUAAACUCAAUUCCAAAGAAGAGAAGAUAUUACACACAAAAUGUACUAGCAGAUGCUGCAACAAAUCAUAAAUAUAAGCUAUCAAGUAUUUACACAGAUCAAUCUGACUUUAAUAAAGGACGCAGAUCGACAGAAAUUGAUACUUUUCCAUGGUCAAAGAAAGACAAUGUAAAAAGAUACAGAGAUUGGAUAAACGUUUAUGAUGAAAACAUACCAAUGGAAUUGCCACAAGCAAACAUUUACGAACAAAAUGAUGAAGAUUCAACGUGGUUUUCCUGGCCAGAAAGCCGAACAAGAAAAACAAAGAAAAACUGGAGGGAAAUGUUUGCUCAAGAUGUAAAGGAAACAUCUACGGAACCAUCCGUAAUUCCUGCAGAUGAAACUCAAACAGAGAUACCUUGGUUUUCUUGGCCGGAAAGAAGAACGAGGAAAACAAAUAAAGACUGGAGGCAAAUGUUCGCCAAAAAUUUGGAGGAAACUCUGACAGAAAGCUCCACACUUUCUCAAUAUACCACUGAAUCAGGGUCUGCUUGGUUUUCUUGGCCAGAAAGACGAACAAGAAAAACGAAUAAAAACUGGAGAAUGAUGUUUACAAAAAACAUGGAAGAGACUUCUUCUAAAGAAACUACUACUGCUGAAUCACUUACAGACAAACGAAACACUAAAGGGAAAAUCGGAGAUUGGGGAAAAAUGUAUGACAUAUCCGAAAGCACGGAACUAAUUAUACCAGACAUCGACUUUGAUCUUAUGGCAGAACUAACUUCAGACAAAUUAUUUGAAACCAAAGAAGAGAUAAGGGAAAGAGAAAGACUAUUUCAGAAAGCUGACAAAUUGCUUGAAGGCUUUAGUACUAUGACCGAAAUUGGAACAGCUGAAGAAGACGUUUAUAGAUUUCCAGAAAAAAAUACCCAAGUAGAUACUGGUCUCCCUUUAAAAACUAUAUUUGAAACUGAGUUGCAGACAUCAUAUUCUAAAGAAGAGCUUCCAAUUACGUCAGUUUCAAUGGAACCAAUAGAAAAUUAUUCACCUACGAUAGAGCCAGACAAUAGAAUAAUUGGUACUACUGCUGUAUAUGCGGAAAUUAUAUCUCCAGGGGAAAUAUUAAGUCAAUAUUUAGAAGUUUUUACAAACAAUUAUACUUACAGUGACCAAUCCACAGGGCAAGAAAUAAUCAAUGAAUCAACUAACGCUACAACAGAAAUACAAUAUUUCACAACAGAAAUCCCUGAAGAACAUUUUAUUCAGACGAAAAAACCUACCACAGACAACAUAACCACUGGAUUAACUAUUUCUAGAGUAAAAACAGAAUAUUUUGCAACAGAAACUUCUGAAAAAAACGUUCGGACUGAAGAAUCUACCACAGAAAACAUAAUCAUUGGACCAACUAACUUCGCGUUAGAAACGGAAUAUUUGAUAACAGAAACUGCUGAAGGAAACGCUACCGAUGCUGCUUAUACUGCAGAAUCUAUCGAAGGAGAAAUAACGACUAUUGUAACUGUUCCUUUACCAAAAACAAAAAAUUUCACAACAGAAACUUUUGAAGAAAAUUUUGUUCAGACUGAAGAAUCUACCACAGAAAGCACAAUCAUCGGACCAACUAGCUUUACAUUAAAAACGGAAUAUUUCACCUCAGAAACAACUGAAAGAAACUCUGCUUAUACUAUAGAAAUUUCUGCAGAGGAAAUAACCAAUGAACUGUCUAUUUCUGCAGUAGAAACAGAAUAUUUCACAAUAGAAAUUACGGAAGAAAUCUCUGCUAAUAAUAUAGAAUCUUCUGCAGAAGAAAUAUCCAUCAAACUGACUAACUUUACAGUAGAAACAGAAUAUUUCAUAACUGAAGCUGCUGAAACAAACUUUGUUAAAACUGACGAGUCCACCACAGAAUCCGUAACCACUGGACCAACUAACUUUACCGCAGAAAUAGAAUAUUUCUCAACAGAAUCUGCAGAACCAAAUGAUUUUCAUAUUGACGAAUCUACCUUAGAAGAUAUAACGACUGGAUCCACUAACGUUACAGAUAAAACAGAGCAUGAAACAACAGAAAGUGCUGAAACAAAUUAUGCUCUCAUAGAAGAAGAAAUAUCAUCCAGUUCGGGUUAUGUUACACAAGAAACUACUACCGAGGGUUCUACUCCUUCGAAAGAAACAGAGAUAUUAAGCUUAAAUCUAAGCAUUUUGGAAUCAAAUAUUAAAGAUAUAUUAUCUACGCAAUAUAUAACUAAAACUGUUUCUAUAACAGAGAUACCAGCCCUAAUCGAAAACAUUACUUCAAGAGAAAAUAUAACAGACCCUUCAAAAGAGUCAACCGAUAUCGUUAGCACUGUCAAUCAUAUCGAAAGGGUCUCUGACAUAAUAUCAAGAGAGGAAAACACAACAUAUCAUAAUUUUACCUCAACACAAAGUACUAAAACAUUUGAAUACAGUGCUAUACCAGUUUUACCGACUACAUUACUACUUAAUGCAAUAUCUUCAGAAAAAACAGAUACGGAAAAUGUUGAAAAACCAACUUCGGAAGAUAUUACUACAUUACUAGUAAAUUCAGAACUUGCCAUACGAAGAACUACUUCUGCCAUAAGAAAAACAGAAUUUAAUAUAUCAACAGAAAUGGUAAUCGAACUAGAGAUAUACGACAAUAUUUCACCAAACGAAACAACUGGUCCAACACAAACCUCAAAAAUAACAUCAGAAGCAUUAGCUGAACAAGACUUCACAAUAGAAUUUGGUGUUACUAAAAAUCUAUUAGAAUUAGAUGCACCAAAUACAACAUUAAUGGAUAAAAACCUGUCUGGAGAACAAUUUGGAACACAAUCUACAGUAUGGGAAAUACUAAAAGAACAUGAAGAGAUAAUUCCGAAUAUUAAAAAGACUGAAGAGAAAUUAAUCUCACUGUCUACUACUGAGGAAUUAUCUGAAAAACAUAUAGUAAAAAACAUUUCGCAGCCAUCAGCUGAGGUUAUAUCUGACAUACUAAAAGGAUCUGAACAAGAUGAAGAUUUUAAACCAUGGUUUACCAAACCGUCCGACAGUGGUACUCAAAAAACAACAGAAAUCCCGACUACUCCGUUUAAUGCUGAAGAACUGCCAGCACAAUAUAUACUGGAAACAACUUCUAAAACGUCUACUGUAUCAGUUAAGGGGAUAUCUGAAACACUGAUAGAGUCUGAGGAAGAAGAAGAUGUAAUUCCCAGAUUUACUGAAUACUUAGACAUUACCGAAGAAACCAUAGGUAAAUUGACUACAAUGUUGAAUGGUGGAGAACUAUCGACACAAUAUGUAAUAGAGAAUGUUACCGAAACAUCAACCACACCUACAAAUAUUGAGCAGAAUCAAACAGCAACCUUUGAAGCAUAUGAAAUCACAUCUGUAGAUUUAACGCAAACAAGUAACGAAUCAACAAUAUUUGAGAAACUAAUAAAAACUGCAGAAGAGAAAAAUGAGAUUUCAACCUUGUCCAUAUAUUUUAAAAGUACCGAGGAAAGCGUAAACGAAUCAACUACAUUGUUUAUCACAAAGGAGCUUUCUAAAAAAUGGUCACCAAAUAAUGUUUCGCAAACUUCUGCAGCAACACAAGCUCAAAUUGUAGCUGAAAUAACACUGCAACCAGAACAAGAAGAAGUACUGAAAUUUAGUAAAGUUAAAGAAAUUAUAACAGAAUCGGUAACCCAUGAGUCGUUAGGGGAAUAUACACCAAUAAUAGGGUCUGAAGGGCCUUUACUAUAUAGUUUAAUUACAAAGUCAAAUAUAACCUCAGAAAAACAAAACUUCGGAUCUGAGAGUAUGUUUCAAAAUCUGACAAAGAGUCAAACAAAACUUAUAACGACAGAAAUCUUACCAAGUCAUGAGAGAGAUUUAUCCACUGAAAGUUUUGGAAAUAUAGAAGAUUUAACAUCAGAACUACAAUUGCUUUUCUCUCCAAUUGAAGAUCUACAGAGUCUGCUUCUAAAUAAAUCAGAUGAGAUGAGUAUUUUGUUUCAAGCAUCUGAAAUAACAACAGAGUUCGAACUACCACCUUUUAUAUACGAGUCUGAAAUAACAACAGAGGUCGAAGUACCACCUUUUAUAUAUGAGUCUGAAUUAACAACAGAGAUUGAAGUACCACCUUUCAUAUAUGAGUCACAAAUAGUACCAACUGGAGCUGUACCGACUACAUCUGCGAAUGAAAGUUUAGAAUCAUUAAUAAAUGCAUCCACAGAACUAGAAGGAGUAUCACUAAAUAUAACCGAAGAAAGAGCACAAUCAAAUAAAUUAAAUACUUCCGAAUUAAUAGAGUUUGCAGAAGACGAGGAAGUUCUUCCUAGUUUCACAAAAUUACCUAGCGUUUUUGUAACAACAGAAACUUCUGAACAAUUCAAAGAAACUACAGAAUUUACAGAUGUGGUAGUAUCUGAUGUACAAAAUUUUUCCGAGUUUACCAACCAACCAACAGGGGUGGAAGUACCACAUUUUAUAUAUGACUCUAAAAUAACAACAGGGGUCGAAGUAACACCUUUUAUAUAUGACUCCGAAAUAACAACAGAGAUCGAAGUACCACCUUCUAUAUAUGAAUCACAAACAGUACCAAUUGGAGCUGCACCGACUACAUCUGCAAAUAACAGUUUGGAAUCAUUAAUAGAUGCAUCUACGGAACUAGAAGAAAUAUCACUAAAUAUAGCCGAUGAAAGAAUACAAUCAAAUAAAUUAAAUACUUCCGAAUUAAUAGAGUUUGCAGAAGACGAGGAAGUUCUUCCUAGUUUCACAAAAUUACCUAGCGUUUUUGUAACAACAGAAACUUCUGGACAAUUCAAAGAAACUACAGAAUUUACAGAUGUGGUAGUAUCUGAUGUACAAAAUUUUUCCGAGUUUACUAACCAACCAACAGAGGUCGAAGUACCACCUUUUAUAUAUGACUCUAAAAUAAAAACAGAGGUCGAAGUUCCACCUUUUAUAUAUGACUCCGAAAUAACAACAGAGACCGAAGUACCACCUUCUAUAUAUGAGUCACAAACAGUACCAAUUGGAGCUGUACCGACUACAUCUGCGAAUAAAAGUUUGGAAUCAUUAAUAAAUGCAUCUACGGAACUAGAAGAAAUAUCUCUAAAUAUAGCAGAAGAAAGAAUACAAUCAAAUAAAUUAAAUACUUCCGAAUUAAUAGAGUUUGCAGAAGACGAGGAAGUUCUUCCUAGUUUCACAAAAUUACCUAGCGUUUUUGUAACAACAGAAACUUCUGAACAAUUCAAAGAAACUACAGAAUUUACAGAUGUGGUAGUAUCUGAUGUACAAAAUUUUUCCGAGUUUACUAACCAACCAACAGAGGUCGAAGUACCACCUUUUAUAUAUGACUCUAAAAUAACAACAGAGGUCGAAGUUCCACCUUUUAUAUAUGACUCCGAAAUAACAACAGAGACCGAAGUACCACCUUCUAUAUAUGAGUCACAAACAGUACCAAUUGGAGCUGUACCGACUACAUCUGCGAAUAAAAGUUUGGAAUCAUUAAUAGAUGCAUCUACGGAACUAGAAGAAAUAUCACUAAAUAUAACUGAAGCAACAGUACUAUCAAAUAAAUUAAAUACUUCCAAAUUAAUAGAGUUUGAAGAAAAAGAGGAAGUUCUUCCUAGUUUCACAAAAUUACCUAGCGUUUUUGUAACAACAGAAACGUCUGAACAAUUGAAAGAAACUACAGAAUUUACAGAUGUGGUAGUAUCUGAUGUACAAAAUGUUUCCGAGUUUACCAACCAACCAACAGAGGUCGAAGUACCACCUUUUAUAUAUGACUCUAAAAUAACAACAGAGGUCGAAGUACCACCUUUUGUAUAUGACUCCGAAAUAACAACAGAGACUGAAGUACCACCUUCUAUAUAUGAGUCACAAACAGUACCAAUUGGAGCUGUACCGACUACAUCUGCAAAUAAAAGUUUGGAAUCAUUAAUAGAUGCAUCUACGGAACUAGAAGAAAUAUCACUAAAUAUAACUGAAGCAACAGUACUAUCAAAUAAAUUAAAUACUUCCAAAUUAAUAGAGUUUGAAGAAGAAGAGGAAGUUCUUCCUAGUUUCACAAAAUUACCUAGCGUUUUUGUAACAACAGAAACGUCUGAACAAUUGAAAGAGACAACAGAAUUUACAAAUGUAGUAGUAUCUGAUGUACAAAAUUUUUCCGAGUUUAAAACUGAAACAAUAAGAACUUUAUUUGAAGUAUCUGAAAUAACAACAGAGAUGGAAGUGCUACCUGAACGUUAUACAUAUGGGUUACAAACAAUACCAACUGAAGUUACACUCAAUGAAUCUGCUAAUAAAAGUUUAGAAUCAUUAAUUACAUCUACAGAACUAGAAGAAGUUUCUUUAAAUUUAACUAGAGAAGUGGCACUAUCAAAAGAAUCAACCACUUUCAAAAUGGAGAUUGAAGAAGAAGAUGAAGACGUACUUCCUAUUUUGACCAAGCUAUCUAAUACUUUACUAACAACAAAAACAACUGAAAUAUUGGAGGAAACAACAGAAGCUCCAGCAUUAAAAAUAACAACAGAGAGGGUUUCACCUAAACCUGGUAUAUCCAAGUUACAACCAAUAGCAACUAAAUUUAUAGGUACUACAACAACUAAUAAAAAUCUAGAAUUCCUAAUACCUACAACAGAAGAACUAGAAGUAUCUUCAAAUAUAAGAGGACAAACAGUACUACCAAAGCAAUCAACCAUUUCCAAAAUAAUAGAGUUUUCAGAAGAAAAAGAAGUAAUUUCGAAUUUGACCAAGCUACCUAAUGUUUCUCUAAAAACAAGAACAGGUGAACAAUUGGAAGAAACAACAAUAAAUCUAAUAAUACAUGGUAUAAAUAACAUUUCCGAAUUUACACCUAAACCAGAAUCAAUGGAACUUACAUCCGUGAUAAAUGGAAAAACUUCUAGGAAAAAGACUUCUCCAAUAUUACUAAUAUCAGAGGAAGAAAGUACUACUUAUAGUUCAAAGAUAUCAACUGAAUUAGAGUUAUUUGAAGUCAACAAGGUGGCUGAAACCAUUCUUCCUGAAAAUAUUACAACAUAUAAAACGACCACAGAGUCUUCAACGCCAUUAAACAAUCCUACUAAAAAUGGCAAGAGUACCUGGAUUAUACAAAGUUCAAUAACUCCAGAACAAGACGAGGAUUGGGAAGAAGAAGAAACUAUUCCAAUUAGCGAUCUUUUAGGUAUUGAAACAACAACGGAAAUUGUAGAAAGCACUUCUUUGUUUACAACCAUUAAAUCCUAUAAAGAAAUAUCACUAGAAACGUUUAAAGAGCUUAGUAGUGCAACACAGAUAAAUGAAACAACAGAGUCAGAGUUUAAAACUACAUAUACAAAUGAAAAAUUCGGAGAACUGUCAACAAAAAACAAUCAAACUAUGGAAACAACAACAUACGAUUAUAAUUAUCAAAACAGGACAAUUACAAAAGUUUCUAAAACAGAAGAAGAAUCAACAACUUCGACAUCGUUAAGAAGUGUUUUAAAAACUAUUAGUUCCUCUUCUAGUAUUUCAGAUGAAACAGAAUCAAUACCACUAGUCCAAAAGACGUCUACAUUUAGCAAAGGUUUUGAAGGACUAACAGAAGCUCUAACCCUACGCAUAAAACAAGAAGAAGAUCAAAAUGCUACCACAAAACGGACAACCAAAACUAAUUUAGAAGAAUCUUCAAAGCCAAAUAUUGCUACUAAGAUGACAACAAAAUUGAAAAUUUCAGAUGAGAAAAAGUACUCAUCUCAAAGUAGCAGGACGUCAAAAUUUGAUACUCAAAUUAAAACAACUACAGCUGAAAAAACCAAGAUUUCAAACCAAUUUUAUUCAAAGUUUUCGAAACUUCGAUCCAGUACUUCAAGUCUGAAAAAUCAAGGAAUCGCUGUAACAAAACCAUCGCUUCAUGAAAAAACGAUAUCACCAAUAACUAAGAUGGAAACAACUACACAGUCACAAAAAUGGUUACAUUCAUCAGUUAUAGGCAACGUUAGCACAGAAACAGUAUCCAGAAAGUAUCAAACUAAACCAAAAAUAGUACCAGUAAUUCAGGAAUAUACUGAUGUCAAAAAGGAAACGUUAAAAUCGAGCAGAGAGGAAAAGAUGUACGAUACUUCACCAAUUUUAAGAUUAUUAACUACAUCAAAAACAUCUGACAGGUUAUUUACUAUGUCACAACCUAACUUGUUAAAUAAAUAUAAACCAAGUACUGAAAAAAUAUUAGAAGACCUACUAACCACCAAAAACAUAUCAGCUGUUACUGCUACCACACAACUAUUAUUAAUUUUUACCAAAGAACAAGAAAAUACAACAACUUUAAGAGAAACUGAAAGGUUACCCACAGAUAAACGGAAAACCACUAUAGAGAAGAAGGCUAGACAAAAAACUAAAACUAAAUUUAUACCAGAAGCAGAAAUAGAAACGGCAAAAUUACUAACUACACCUUUACUUGAAUGUGAAGAGUGUCCUAAAUCCGUAAUAAUAGAAACAGACAAUGGAAAAAGAUUUUUCACAGCAUCAUCUUUAAGUGCUCAAAAACUAACAAAAAUUACUCAUAAAGACAAAGAGACGAAAAAGAUAACAUCUGGUUUACCUCAUAUUUCUGAUCUCCAGAUUAGUAAAAAGCUCCAAGUUAGUACUCAAGCACCUAAGUUAACGCCUGCAAUACCUACGACAGUUCAGCAGAUACACGAAUAUGUGUCAAGAAAUCAUAAGCAAACAAUAGAGGAAGUACCAACAAUAUCUGCCCUAACUACAGCUUCAACUAGUGUGAGCUUCCCAGCAAACAUUGUACAAACACCUAAAAUUGAAACUGAAAAUGUUUUCUCAGAAACAACAAAAACAAAAACUUUUGAAGAAACUGAAAUAAGCUUUAUUCAAAAUGGAACAAGCAACUUGAUACAAAAGUCGUCAGUGAUAGUUCCAUCAUUGACUCCAAUCAGAACAACAGAGUAUCAAAACGUAACAAUUUCUAACAUUGAAACUAAAACCAGUGCAACUUCAACAUCUGAAACUAUUCAAGAAUAUUUUAAUAACUUAUUAUCAACAGAAAUAUUAGUACAACACGAAACUGAACAAAAUACAACUGAAAUAUAUAAAAAUACCACGCAAACCACAGAAACAACAGAAACACAAAAAGUUUCAGAAACAAAAAUGUUAGAAAUACUGAAAACGCCAGAAACCCUAGAAAUAUCAGAAGCAACACAAGCACAAGAACAGCUUGGAAUACUAAAAAUGUCAGAAGCACUAGAGAUGACCCAAACACCAGAAACAACAAAUACACUGGAAUCAUCAGAAACAAAAGGUACACAAGGAAUAUCGGAAGCAUCGGAAAUACCCGUAAAGCGGUACACACUUAAAAUAGCAAAAACGACAGAAUCAGCAGAAACUUCGCAAAUACCAGAAGUUUUAAUAACAAUAGAAGCACCACAAACAUCAGAAAUAACAAAAAUUAAAGAAAUACCUAAAGCAUUACAAACGCCAGAAACAUUAAAAGCAGUCACGCAUGUAAGAGCAAAGACACAAAAAACACGAAAAACGACGAAAGCUUCAGAAAUAUUAGAAAAAGCUAAAACACUGAAAGAAAUAAAAACAACAGGUGUACCUGAAAUAUCGCAAUCGCCACCAACAUUGGAAAUCACCGAAAUAAGGAAAACUCUAGAAUCACCAGAGACUACAGAAAUAGAGAAAAUAGAAACCAUAGCACCACUGGAAAUAACAAGUAAAUCAGAGAAAACCACACAAGAAAAAUCAAAAGCAACAGAAAUGUCACAAACAUCAGAAACGCUAGAAAUAUCAGAAAUAACACAACUAUCAGAAGAACUAGAAAUUACCGAAACCCAAGAAAAAACAGAAACAAAAGAAUCAGAAAUACAAAAACCGUCAGAAAUAUCUGCAACACCUGAAGCUCCAGAAUUUACUGUAAAAUCAAAUACAAUAACAAUAAACAAAGACACACCAGAAACCGCAGACACACCUGAAAUUUCAGAGCUACCAGAAACAUUAGAAACGGGAGAAACAGAAUUAUCAGAAACAGAAGAAGCAGAAGAAAUAUCAGAAGCUUCCGAAAUAUCAGUAAAGCCACAAACGCAAAAAAUGCCGGAAACAACAGAAAUACUUGAAAUACUAGCAUCAUCAGAAACACUAGAAACAUCGGAGAUCCCAGAAGUUCUAGUAACAUUAGAAAUACCACAAACAUCAGAGAGAUUAAAAGCAGCAAUAACACAAACAAUACAAGAAACAACAAAAGCUUCAGACAUAUCCGAAAGAGCUAAAACACUUAAAAAAUUAACAAAAAUUUCAGGUGUAACUGAAAUAUCCCAAUCGGAAGAAACAUUUAAAAUCGCAGAAAUAAUGGAAACGCCAGAAACAUCGGAAACCACAGGAAUACCGGAAAUGUUAGAAACAUCAGAAACACUGGAAAUAACAAAUAAAUCAGAAUCAGCUACACAAGAAGGAUCAGCACCAACACGAAUACUACAAACAUCAGAAACGCUAAAGAUAUUACAGCUAACACAAAUAUCACAGGUAGCCGAAAUAACGGAAACACCAAGAACAACAGAAACAAAAGAAUUAGUAGUAUCAGAAAUACAAAAGAUAUUAGAACUAUCUGAAACAUCACAAGCUCCAGAAAUUACUGUAAAAUACAAUACAAUAAAAAUAUCAGAAACAUCAAAAACGUCAGAAGCAACAGAAAAAAACAAAACACAAUCAACAAAUAUACAAGAAAUGUUAGAAAUAUCUGAAUCACUGGAACCUCCAAAAAUUACUGUAAAACCAAACAUAAUAGAGAUGGAAACAUCACAAACUGCAGAAACACCUGAAAUAUUAGAAUUUUCAAAAAUAUUGGAAAACAAAGAAACAAAAAAAAUGCAAAGAACAUCAGAAGCAUCCGAAAUAUCACCUGAAAUAUUAACAUCAUCAGAAACACUAGAAAUCUCAGAAAUACCAGAAAUUCUAGUAACAUUAGAAGUACCCGAAGUACAAACACCAGAAAUGCAAAACGUACAAGUAACAUCAAAGACUCAAGAUACAACAAAAGCUACAGAAAUAUCAGAAAGAGCUAAAACAUCAAACAAAAUAGCAAGAACAUCGGGUGUACCUGAAAUAUUACAAUCUCCAGAAACGCCGGAAAUCACGGAAAUGCUGGAAAUGUUAGAAUCAACAGAAACCACAGAUAUACCGGAAAUGCCAGAAACACCAGAAAUACUGGAAAUGACCAAUAAAUCAGGAACCACACAAGAAGAAUCAGAAGUAACAGAAAUACUACAAGUAUCAGAAAUACUAGAAAUAACGGAAACAGUAAAAAUAAAAGAAUCAGGAUUACCAGAAAUAGAAGAAUCAUCAACAAUAUUUGAAACACCGGAAGCUCCAGAAAUUACUGCAAAACCAAGUACAAUAGAAAUAGAAACAUCAGAAACUGCUGAAAUACCUGAAAUAACAGAAUUUUCAGAUAUAUUAGAGACUGCAGAAACAGAAGAAAUGCAAGGAACAUCAGAAGUAUCCAAAAUAUUAGUAAAUCUACAAACACUAAAAAUGGCGGAAGCAACAGAAAUACCUGAAAUAUUUACAUCAUCAGAAACACUAGAAACCUCGGAAAUACCAGAAAUUCUAGUAACAUUAGAAGUACCACAAACAAUAGAAACGCAAAUCAUACAGGAAACAUCAAGACCUCAAGAAACAACAAAUGCUUCAGAAAUAUCAGAAAGAGUUAAAACAUUAAAUAAAAUAACAAAAACAUCAAGUGUAACUAAAAUGUCACAAUCUCCAGAAACGUUGGAAAUAGCUCAAAUAACGGAAAUUCAAGAAACACCAGAAACUACAGAAAUACUGGAAAUACUAGAAACAUCAGAAAUACUGGCAAUAACAAAUAGAUCAGAAAAAACCACACAAGAAAAAUCAAAAGUAACAGAAGUAUUUCGAACAUCAAAAGUACUAAAAAUAAUGAAAACGCCAGAAACAACAGAAACAAAAGAAUUAAAAUUAUCAAAAACACAUGAAACGUCAGGAAUAUCAGAGGCAACAGAAAUUACUGUAAAUCCGAAUACAAUAAAAGUAGCAGAAUCCUCAGAAACUGCACAAACACCGGAAAUAUCAGAAGUACCAAAUAUAUUAAAAACCACCGAAACACAAGAAAAGCUGCAAGGACUAGAACUAACAAAAACAUCAAAACUACCACAAAUAAAAUCUACAGCAGAAGUAUUAGAAACACCACAAACAACUGAGACACUAAAAAUACCAGAAACAACAAAAUCCAUAAAAAUUCCAGUAACACUAAAUACACAAGAAUCACCGGAAACACAGAAUAUACAAAAAACAUCGGAAGUACCAGAAACACCACAGACACAGACAAAAAUAACACAAACGUUAAAAACACUUGAAAUAUCAGAAUCACCAGAAACACAAGAAACAUCAGAGGCAUCUAAGGCGCCGAAAACAGUAGAAAUACCAAUAAAGAUAUACACACCUAAAAUAACAGAAACAUCGGAAACAUUAGAACCAUUAGAAACAUCAGAAAUGUCAGAAACGUUAGAAACAACAAAAACAACAGAAGGAACAGAAACGUCAGAAACAUCAGAAAUAGCAAAACCAUUAGAAAUAUUGGAAAUAUUAGACACACUGGAACCAUCAGAAUCAUCAGAAAAUUCAGAAUCAUUAGAAACUUCAGAAAUAUCGGAUCAAUCAGAAUCUUCAGAAAUAUUACAACCCUCAGACACAUUAGGACUAUCAGAAACAUUAGAACUAUCGGAAACAUUAGAACCAUUAGAACCAUUAGGAACAUCAGCAAUAUCAAAAACAUCAGAAAUAUCAGAAACAACAGAAAUAUUAGUAUCAUUCGAAAUAUUAGAACCAUCAGACACAGAAUCGUCAUUAGAAACAUCAGAACCAUCAGAAAAAUUAGAAACAACAAAUACGUCAGAAAAAUCAGAAACAUCAGAAAUAUUAGAACCAUUAGAUACAUUAGAACCAUCAGAAACAUUAGAAACAGAAACAUCAGAAACAUCACAAACAUCAGAAGCAUCAGAAACAUCAGAAAUAUUAAAAUCAUUCGAAGUGAUAGAACCAUCAGACACAGAACCAUCAGAAACAUUAGAAACAUCAGAACCAUCAGAACCAUCAGAAAAAUCAGAAACAACAAAAACGUCAGAAAAAUCAGAAACUUCAGAAUCCUCAGAAACAUUAGAACCGUCAGACACAUUAGAAACAUCAGAAACAUUAGAACCAUUAGAACCAUCAGAAACAUCAGAACUACCAAAAACAUCAGAAACAUCACAAACAUUUGAAUUAUUCGAAAUAUUAGAACCAUCAGACACAGAACCAACAGAAAUGUCAGAUACAGAAACAUUAGAACCAUCAGAAAUAUUAGAACUAUUAGAACCAUCAGAAAUAUCAGAAAUAUUAGAAAUAUCAGAAACGUCAGAAACAUCAGAAAUAGCAAAAUCAUUAGAAAUAUUUGAAAUAUCAGACACAAUGGAACCAUCAGAAUCAUCAGAAAAUUCAGAAAUAACAGAAAUUUCAGAAAUAUCGGAAAUAUCAGCAUCUUCAGAAAUGUUACAACCCUCAGACACAUUAGGACUAUCAGAAACAUUAGAACCAUCGGAAACAUUAGAAUCAUUAGAACCAUUAGGAACAUCAACAACAUCAGAAACAUCAAAAAUAUCAGAAACAACAGAAAUAUUAGUAUCAUUCGAAAUAUUAGAACCAUCAGACACAGAAUCAUCAUUAGAAACAUCAGAAACAUCAGAAAAAUUAAAAACAACAAAUACGUCAGAAAUAUCAGAAACAUCAGAAAUAUUAGAACCAUUAGACACAUUAGACCAAUCAGAAACAUUAGAAACAGAAACAUCAAAAACAUCAGAAGCAUCAGAAGCAUCAGAAACAUCAGAAAUAUUAAAAUCAUUCGAAGUGAUAGAACCAUCAGACACAGAACCAUCAGAAACAUUAGAACCAUCAGAACCAUCAGAACCAUCAGAAAAAUCAGAAACAACAAAAACGUCAGAAAAAUCAGAAACAUCAGAAUCCUCACAAACAUUAGAACCGUCAGACACAUUAGAAACAUCAGAAACAUUAGAACCAUUAGAACCAUCAGAAAUAUCAGAACUACCAGAAACAUCACAAACAACAAAAAUGUCAGAAAUAUCAGAAACAUCAGAAAUAUCAGAAACAUCAGAAACAUCGCAAACAUUUGAAUUAUUCGAAAUAUUAGAACCAUCAGACACAGAACCAACAGAAACGUCAGAUACAGAAACAUGGGAAACGAUAAAAGCACAAGAAAUGUCAGAAAUACCAGAAACAUCACAAACACUAGAAAUACUAGAAACAUAUGAAAUACCAGGAGCGCAGGUAACAUUAGGAUCAUCAAAAAUGCAAGAAAAUGAAGGUAUAUCAGAAGCCCCAGAAAAAUUAGGAGCUACAGAUGGUCACGAAAAAAAAUUGAUAGUUAAAAUAUCAGAAACAUCAGAGGCACUAGAAAGUUCCAUAACUUCUUCCGAAGGAGCAUAUAUUAGUAGCGUACACUCCGGAAAAAUUGAGCUUACAGGUACCUCUACUGAACUAUAUUACCACACGGAAAAUGCUUCAGAAUUAGUGGAGAGCGCAGAGACAAACUUUACUUCUGAAGAGAGUAGUGACACAAAACACAUAACUGAAACACCGGCUGAAACGUCAAAUCAGAGUGAAAGUUUUGAUACUGACGAAAAUUUUGAAAACGAACAAAUGAACAUUACAAGUCCUGAACAGAAAGUAAUUACAAAUUCUGAGAUAACAAAACGUGAAGUACAAAACACAAAACCAACAACAUAUAUUGAAGUAUCCGAAGAAGACAAUACAACCUUAGCCGAAACUAUCACAUCAUCUUCUAAAAGCAGUUUUUAUGGAAGUACAGCAACAACUGAAAACAAGAUGACACGUGAAACUGCUACUAUAAAGAUGAAAGGACAAACCGAAAUUCUAAUAGCUGCAGAAGAAAGUACAGCAGCUUCGUGGAAAUACAUAACAUCCACUUUCCAAGAUAUGCCAAUUACAUCAUCUCCAGAGAAACUAGCAACUCAAACUCUAGCAACAACUAUAGAAGUUUCAACUGAAAUGAUUCCACGAACGGAAGUAGGAGUUAGUUCUGUUAUUACAACAGAAACAGAAGAAGUCUCCAUUCAAGAAGUUACACCAAGCAGAGAAGAAGAAACUAUAUCUGACAAACUAAAACUAACUGAUGAAACAGAACCUACUACAGUUUUACUAGUGACUGAAGAGAGUAGUACUGUUCAUAGAAUUACAGAAGAAAUAAGUAGCAACAUAUUAUCUGAACCAACCAUUAUUCAGGAAGUUGUAAAUAAAACUCUAGCAGAAACUACAACAUUACCUUCUGAAAACAGUCAUUUGUAUAAAACUUUAGGAAAAACUGAAAAAAUGACAACUGAAUAUGCUACUCUAGAAAUAGAAGAACAAUCUGAAAUCCCAAUAACGACAGAAGAAAAUAGUGCCAUUUCAUGGAAAUACUCUUUUCAAGAUAUAUCAGAGAUACUAGCUACUACAACUGUAGAAAUAAGUAGGGAAGUUCCAACUCAAAUUACUCCUAGUACAGAAGUAAUAGUUAGUUCUGUUAUCACAAAAACAAAAGCACAGGAAGUCUCCAUUCAAGAAGCUACACCCAGCAGAGAAGAAGGAACUAUAUCUGACAAACUAAAACUAACUGAUGAAACAGAACCUACUACAAUUUUACGAGUGACUGAAGAGAGUAGUACUGUUCAUAGAAUUACAGAAGAAAUAAGUAGCAACAUAUUAUCUGAACCAACCAUUAUUCGGGAAGUUGUAAAUACAACUCUAGCAGAAACUACAACAUUACCUUCUGAAAACAGUCAUUUGUAUAAAACUUCAGGAAAAACUGAAAAAAUGACAACUGAAUAUGCUACUAUAGAGAUAGAAGAACAAUCUGAAAUUCCAAAAACGACAGAAGAAAAUAGUGCCAUUUCAUGGAAAUACUCUUUUCAAGAUAUAUCAGAGAUACUAGCUACUACAACUGUAGAAAUAAUUACGGAAGUUCCAACUCAAAUGACUCCUAGUACAGAAGUAAUAGUUAGUUCUGUUAUCACAACAACAAAAGCACAGGAAGUUUCCAUUCAAGAAGUUACACCCAGCAGAGAAGAAGAAACUAUAUCUGACAAACUAAAACUAACUGAUGAAACAGAACCUACUAUAGUUUUACUAGUGACUGAAGAGAGUAGUGUUCAUAGAAUUACAGAAGAAAUAAAUAGCAACAUAUCUGAACCAACCAUUAUUCAGGAAGUUGUAAAUAGAACUCUAGCAGAAACUACAACAUUACCUUCUGAAAACAGUCAUUUGUAUAAAACUUCAGGAAAAACUGAAAAAAUGACAACUGAAUAUGCUACUAUAGAGAUAGAAGAACAAUCUGAAAUCCCAAUAACGACAGAAGAAAAUAGUGCCAUUUCAUGGAAAUACUCUUUUCAAGAUAUAUCAGAGAUACUAGCUACUACAACUGUAGAAAUAAGUACGGAAGUUCCAACUCAAAUGACUCCUAGUACAGAAGUAAUAGUUAGUUCUGUUAUCACAACAACAAAAGCAGAGGAAGUCUCCAUUCAAGAAGCUAUACCCAGCAAAGAAGAAGAAACUUUUUCUGAAAAACUAAAACUUACUGAAGAAACAGAAAUCACUACGAUUUUACCAGUGACUGAAGAGAGUAGUAGUACCGCUCACAUAAUUACUGAAGAAAUAAGUAGCAAAAUGCCAACAGAACCAACCAUUUUUCACGAAGUUGUAAAUACAACCCUAAAAGAAAUUACAACAUUGUCUUCUGAAAGCAGUCAUUUAUAUAAGACUACAGAAAUAACUGAAAAUCAAAUGAUAACUGAAAAUGCUACUAUAGAGAUAGAGGAACAAUCUGAAAUACCAAUCACGACAGAAGAAAAUGUAGGCAUUUCGUGGAAAUACACAACACUUACUUUUCAGGAUAUGUCAGAGAUACCAGCUACUAUAACUGUAGAAACUAUUACGGAAGUUUCAACUGAAAUGACUCCUAGCACAGAAGUAGUAAUUAGCUCUGUUAUCACAACAACACAAGAACAGGAAGUCUCCAUUCAAGAAAUUACUCCCAGCAAAGAGGAACAAACUAUUUCUGAUGAACCAAAAUUAACUGAACAAACAGAAACUACUACAAUUUUACUAGGAAAUGAAGAGAGUAGUACUGUUCACAAAAUUACAACAGAAAUAAGUAGCAAAACGUCAACUGAACCAACCGUUGUCCACGAAGCUGUAAAUACAACCCUAGCACAAACUACAACAUUAUCUUCUGAAAGCAGUUAUGUAUAUAAGACUACAGGAACAGCUGAAAAUAAAAUGACGACUAAAAACACUAUUACAGAAAGAGAAGAACAAUUUGAAAUAGUAAAAGAAAUGUCAGAGAUACUAUCUACUUCUACCGUAGAAACAAGUGUAGAAAUUUCAACUGAAAUGACUCCUAUUACAGAAGUUGUUGUUAGUUCUGUUGGCACAAAGACAAAAGCAGAGGAAGUCUCUAUUCAAGAAGUUACAUUCAGCAAAGAAGAAGAAACUAUUUCUAAAGAACCAGAAUUAACUGCUAAAAUAAAAACUACUACAAAUUUAAUAGUGCCUGAAGAGAGCAGUAGUUUUCAUAGAAUAACAGAAGAAAUAAGUAGCGAAAUGACAACUGAAAAUGUCACCACAGAGAAAAAAGAAAGAUCGAAAAUGCCAAUAGUGACAGAAAAAAAUAUUGACAUUACAGAUAAAUAUACAACAAAACCAAAUAUUUUACCGAAAGCUCUCAGUACAUUGUUUUCCGAAAUACUAGCUCCUUCAGCUAAAGAAUCAAUCACAGACGCUUCAGCUGACAACAUUACUAGUACCGAAAUAAAAUCUAAAGCUAAGAGUACACCGAAAGAAAUUAAAGAGUCUACAAAGUUAGGAUCUGCUACAACAGAGUCGGAAACAAUUUCUCUUGCAAAAACAGAUACUACUACAAUAGAAACUACAGAGGCUUCAAAUGAAAUAAUAAAGUUACCUUGUGAAGAUUUCUUAGUAACCUUGAAAGAAGUUAGUUCAGCGAGUACGCAAUCGACUGAACUAUCUUCAGAGGAAAGUAUUCCAAUUGAAAUGUUACCUGAAGAAGAAAACAUAGAUAUUACCGAACAAGUAGCUGAAUCGUAUUCUGCUGCAGACAAUCGAGAUGCUACCGAAGAAAUACAACGAUAUGUGACGAAGAAAAAUGUAAAUGGGGAGAAAAUUAAACAUGUGAUGGUUCCUUUAGACGAUUCAGUUACAGCAACGAAAUCUACAAAAACAGUUGUGAUAAUAGUUAAUAAUUCUGGUAAGCGGCUUCACAAAUUAAAUGAAACAACCUUGGAAAAACUGGUGAACAAGACAAUAGAUGAAGUGAAUUUAGAGUAUAUUGACCUGAAUAAUAUAUCGCAGGGAGCGGAGAUAAAUAAUAACUCUGAGAAGGCUGAACUUGAUAUUCCUGACAUCUUGAAAGGCGAUGGAAAACUUUGUACAAAGUCUGAGUUCAAUGCUAGUCGAUACUGUCCCUGUGACGUCGAUUCCUAUGUAAAAACGUUACAAACGAAAGUAGAUAACAACACAGACACCUCAACCGUAAGCUGUCCAAAAAUGAUAAGUUUUCAUGACGGAUUUCUGAUUACAAAUAAAACUGAACCUCUUAGAAGAAAGAAGAGGAGCUUGUUAUAUCUGAGCAAUGUUGAUAAAGGGUCAAAUGUUCUAGAAAACGAUAAUAUAGAAGAUGUGUUGGACAAAGAUUAUGAAUUAACAAAUUCAGGGCCAAAUGUGUUGGUAUAUCCGAACAAAAAAGCAAGAAUAUAUUGUAUAAAUGAAGCUGAUAGACUUUUGGAUUCAAAGGAUGUAACUUUUAAGUGGGAAUAUACUAAAGAUAAUGAAGGAAAAGGUGAACUUCUGCCGUUUUCCGAGAAUCCUUUAGUUAUUCAAAACGCAGACGAGAAAACUGCUGGAAACUACACUUGCACCAAAAUCAAAAAGGAAAAUAUGGAAAAUUAUACACACGAGAUGCAGCUGAUAACAUUUCCGGUAUAUAAAAUUCAACUUGAAAUAUUGUAUUGGAUUAACGAUAGCUGUUCCUUACAAACCGGCGAUAUUUUAUUUGGAUAUUUGCCAAAAAUAAUUGGCCCUGUACUCUGUGGCGGUAACGGAAGAUUGUGUCACGUGGAUAUCGGGAGACCACGUUGUUUUACCAAAGAGGACAACACAUAUUUUAAAGUAUCUGUGACAGCUACGAUGAACGACAUUCACGAAAUUUUACCCACAACAAACGAUGACAAUUGCAACUUGAAUUGCAGAUUUAAGGCAUAUACAAAUAUUAUCUACCUGGUUAAUAAGAACGCAAAAAUUGUUACAAGCAUUCCAAUACAUACAAGACUUGAUACUGAUCUGGACUUUCUGACCAAUAUAACGACAGUAACAAACAAGCCAUCAAAGCUUAUAACUACUUGCAGAGGAGGCUAUGGAAUUGAAAAAUUUAAACAAAGAGUAUGUGUUAUUUGUCCGAAACAUACCUUUAGUCCAAUUGAUGAAGCGUUUUGUAAAAUUUGUCCUGCAGGACAAUACCAGCCCCAUCCGGGUUCACAGAACUGUAUCCCGUGUCUUUCCCCACUUGACGAUACAAUGUGUCUCAGAAUGUUGUAUUCAGAUACAAUGUCUUUUAAGAUAUAUGUUGGUGCAGCCUUUGGACUUGUCAUAUUCUUGAUCGCAGUCUUACUGCUUUGGAACAGCAGUAUUUCGAGAAACGAAUCUACGUACAAAAAGCCCUCCAAUCACACUUACCGCCAUAGAAUGGUCAAGCGAAGGCUUGUUGCAGACGAAGAAAAUCAGAUAUUGGAACCACUUUUACAGAAGAAGAAUGUGCCGAAAAAAACUCCACCGGUCAUACCACCUCCCGAUUUUUAGUAAAGUGCCUAGUUAAGUUUUAUUUACAAUUUUAUAAUUAGAUAUAACAAUAAACGAU